Molecule: messenger RNA, 1553 nt
Organism: Cuscuta campestris
Lineage: Eukaryota; Viridiplantae; Streptophyta; Magnoliopsida; Solanales; Convolvulaceae
Source: the annotation of a GenBank genome assembly
ACAGAGUAUAACUUUUAUUUUACUAAUAGUCAAAGUAUACAAAUUUUACUACAAAAAAUUAAAACUGGACAAAUAGUACUCGAGCGGGAGGUUGUAUAAUUUAUUGAACCCAAUGCUACAUAUUCUCGGGGUAUAUGUACAUACAUAUAUACGUGUAUGACCAAAAAUGUAACACAUACAAGGUUCUUUCAUAUCUAAGAUAGCUCUCAUCUACUCUUCAAACUCGAUCAGUUUCACAAAGAAGGGUGGACCCUAUAUGCUGUGAAGAUCCCAUCAAGCUAAGGACUGUCUUCCCUCCAUUUCAAGAACUUCAAUUAGGGUUUUUAGGGUUAUAUAUAUAACACAUGGAUAAACAAGAAAAUUUCAAGGCUUCCUUGCCAACAAGUUAUGGAUAUUCUCUUGACCAAAUGAGCACCAAGUCAACUAGUCUUCUUGAUUGUCAACCAUCUUCCUCAAUGGUCAACGCUCGUCUCCCGCCGCCGCCGCUUGCCUCUGCGUUCUGCAGCAGCGGCGGCGGCGAUGCGGCAUCCCUGAGCUUUGCGGACGUCAUGCAGUUCGCGGACUUCGGACCGAGACUGACCCUGAACGAGACGGCUAGGGUACUUGAUCAGGAAGAGGCAGAGCUCGACCCUGCCUACUUCCUCAAGUACCCCGUCUUGGGCGAGAAGGGGCAAGAGGAAGAAGGCGGUCGCGCGAGCGGAGAAGAUGACGGGGGCACGGAGAUGAGGUUUCUCGAGGAGAAUGAUCAGCUGGAGGAGUCGCCUCUGAUGCCGCUUCGUAACGAGGCGGCAGUCAGGGGAGGAGGAGGAGGGGGGAAUAAUGGUAAGGGGAAGAGGAAGAGGGGAGAUCAAGCUUCAAUAGUUGGGGGAGCAAUUGAGUUUGUGAGAGAACUAGAGCAACUCUUGCAAUGCCUCGAGUCACAGAAGAGGAGGAGGCUCUACGGCGACGCUCCGGGGCUACCCGGCGGCUCCUCCGCGCCUCCUCCGCGAAUCCUGCCGCCGAUACCGGACGGGUACGGGGCGGUGGCUGGAAUGUGCGAGGAGGUGGCGGGGAGCAAGUCCGGAGCGGCGGAGGUGGAGGUGAAGCUGUUGGGGUGUGAGGGGAUGAUAAAGAUAUUGUGUAGGAAAAGGGAAGGGCAACUGGUAAAGGUCAUUUCUGCCCUUGAACAGGAUUUGCACCUCAACAUUUUUCACACCAAUGUUACCACUGUUGACCAAACCGUACUCUAUUCCUUCAAUGUCAAGGUUUCAAGUGAAACGAGGUACGCAGCAGAGGAUUUGGCCAAUUCUGUCCAGCAAAUCUUCACUUUCAUUAAUGCAACCAGCUAGCAUUAUUAUUGGAUAACACACUACUAUUAUUCUUUUAAUUAAUUUAUGUAUGUAUAAUAUUAAUUUACUCCAUAUUUAUAAAAGAAAUUAAUUAAUAUAUAUACAACAAAAAUGUUAGUGCAAACAAUAUCCUCCAUUUUUAUUGUAUGCCGAGUAGCUUUAAUUACUUUGGGCAACCAGUUAAUAAAGUGAAAAUGGUGUGGUCAAUAUAUAUGCAAGUGGUUA